CAUCCAUCCAUUCAUCCUCCACCCGCAACAUCCUCUUCCUCUCCAACAACACCCCCAAUUGAUAUAUCGCAUACGAACACUCCCUCGAAAUCCACUCUCAGCUCCCCUCCGACCAUGCAAAGGCCGUAGAUAGCUAUGCUCAUCCCCCCACUAGCUCGUGCCGCAUGUCGGCCGGGCCUCCGAGCUCCUCGACACUCCCCGCUAUCCUCCCUCCUACCUCCAUCCGCACUCCUCACACAACGAGUCUUUACCUCAGGUCCCCUGCACAGAAAAGAUGUUCAUGGACAGCGGCCGCCGGUUCCUGGCUCCAAGGUCGCGGUGCAAGAGACCAAGGCCGCGAAGCCUGCAAAGCCGGACCCCUUGCUCACUGAACAGUCCGUGACCAACAAGGAGCAGCGCAAGGCCGAUUGGGCCAUCAUAAAAGAGAUGGGGAAAUACCUUUGGCCAAAGGAUAACCUUGGAACGAGGGCGCGUGUUGGAGUCGCUGUCUCGCUGUUGAUCGGUUCGAAGCUCCUGAAUGUACAGAUUCCAUUCUACUUCAAAAGCAUUGUAGACUCCAUGAACAUAGACUUUGUGGCUAUACAUGGCACUGCCUGGACUGUCGCCGGAUCGAUGAUAGUGGCAUACGGUGUCAGCAGGAUCGGUGCUACCGUCAUGCAAGAAAUGCGAAAUGCCGUCUUCGCCAGUGUAGCUCAGAAUGCCAUCCGCAAUGUCGCGUGCAGCGUGUACAGCCAUCUUCUGAAGCUGGACCUCAAUUUCCACCUUUCGCGACAGACUGGUGGACUUACCCGGGCUAUCGAUAGGGGAACCAAAGGCAUAAGCUUUCUGUUGACCUCCAUGGUCUUUCAUGUGUUGCCUACUGCCCUCGAAAUCUCCCUCGUGUGCGGAAUAUUGACUUAUCAAUAUGGCGCAAAGUUUGCCUUCAUCACGGGCUCUACCAUGCUGGCGUAUGCUGCGUUCACCAUCUUGACCACAUCCUGGCGAACCAAGUUCCGACGACAGGCCAACGCUGCGGACAACAAGGCAGCCACCGUAGCGGUGGAUUCCCUAAUCAACUACGAAGCCGUGAAGUACUUCAACAAUGAGAAGUAUGAAGUCGGUCGCUACGACAAGGCUCUCCAGUCGUACGAGAAGGCUUCCAUCAAGGUGGCCACGUCUUUGGCCUUUCUCAACUCGGGACAGAAUAUGAUCUUCUCUAGUGCUCUGACCGCAAUGAUGUAUCUUGCUGCAGAUGGCGUCGCAUCGGGUCAGCUCACAGUCGGUGAUCUGGUCAUGGUUAACCAGCUCGUCUUCCAGCUCUCAGUUCCCCUGAAUUUCCUUGGUUCCGUGUACCGCGAAUUGCGCCAAUCCCUCCUGGACAUGGAGACCCUCUUCAACUUGCAGAAGGUCAAUCUGGCCGUCAAGGACAAGCCUGACGCAAAGCCACUCUUGCUCACUGCGGGUGAGAUCAAGUUUGAGAACGUCACGUUCGGGUACCGUCCCGAGAGGCCGAUCCUCAGGAACAUAUCUCUCACGAUCCCCGCGGGCAAGAAGGUGGCCAUCGUCGGUCCCAGCGGUUGCGGAAAGUCUACGAUCCUCCGCCUACUCUUCCGGUCCUAUGACGUGCAGAGCGGUCGCAUCUUGGUAGAUGGACAGGACAUCCGCGAUAUCACCCAGGAGAGUCUGCGCAAGGCCAUCGGUGUGGUGCCGCAGGACACUCCUCUAUUCAAUAACACCAUCGAACACAACAUUCAGUACGGAGACAUCAGUGCUUCGCCGGAACGCGUUAGGGAGGCGGCGAAGCGGGCGCACAUUCACGAGACGAUUGAGCGGUUCCCAGACGGGUACCAGACGAUGGUCGGCGAGCGGGGCAUGAUGAUUUCUGGCGGCGAGAAGCAACGUCUCGCGGUGUCACGUCUCAUCCUCAAGGACCCACCGUUACUAUUUUUCGAUGAAGCUACAUCCGCCCUGGACACGCACACCGAGCAGGCACUCAUGUCGCACAUCAAUAGCAUUAUCAAGGAGAAGGCCCGCACAUCAGUGUUCAUCGCUCACCGUCUUAGGACGAUAUGUGAUUGUGACACGAUCAUUGUGCUUCGAGAGGGCGAGGUGACGGAGAGUGGAACGCAUGAGCAGUUGAUAGACCGUGCCGGUGUCUAUUCCGAACUAUGGAGUGCCCAAGAAACUCUGUUUGCAGGCAACGGCGAGCCUGGCGAUGAAACCAGAAAGGAAAAUAGAAGUGAGAAGAGGUGAGACUGGUGAGAUAUGGGAGAGUGUCCAUCUACCCUGGAUAUAAAGUUUUAAAAGCCUGUUGACGACGCAGCAGCCAGUCUAUUCACUGCUGGGACCCAAUCUUGAUAGAAGCAAGAAAAUCAAUACAGAGCACUUCAAAAUAGAGCCCCUUUAUCACAAAUUACAAGAUGUAAUCAGCAUUCAUGAAGACCGUCGUGCUCGCUU
This is a messenger RNA of Aaosphaeria arxii CBS 175.79, 2436 nucleotides long. RefSeq names its product iron-sulfur clusters transporter atm1, mitochondrial precursor. Gene Ontology annotation, biological process: transmembrane transport; intracellular iron ion homeostasis. The record is from RefSeq and is a predicted model, not a curated record. Gene Ontology annotation, molecular function: ATP binding; ATP hydrolysis activity; ABC-type transporter activity. The transcript has 5 exons. NCBI's taxonomy places the organism in Eukaryota, Fungi, Ascomycota, Dothideomycetes, Pleosporales. Gene Ontology annotation, cellular component: mitochondrial inner membrane. The coding region runs from base 136 to 2232 and encodes 698 amino acids.